AUGAUAGGACUAAUGCGGUGGGCGCGGCCACUAUCAAGCCAGUCGCGUUUCCACGACCCUGAGGACCAUAGGUUGAUGGAGAAUGAAUCCAAUGUCGACAUCAAUCACCAGACGGGCCUACCGGUCCUGGAUGGUGAAAGCGGCGAGGAUGAACUUGCAUUUCGACACCUGCGGGGAGUCGAUACAGUCGACCUAUUUUAUGAUCUCCUCGUCGUAGCCAGCCUUGCGACCGUCACAGCCAGGAGUGAGAUUUUUGAUGCUGCAACCUUGAAAGCAUAUCUCUGUUUCUUCACACUUCUUUGGGUCACUUGGCUGCAGUCCACUCUGUUUGGGAUUCGAUGUCCGGCCGACUCCAGGUUUCGCCAUGUGCACAAAGCAAUAUCAUGGAUAACUAUGACUGUAUUUGUCGUAUGCACGAUGACCUAUGACAUAAUCCACAUCCCGUCUACUAUCCAGGGGUUCAAAGCAUUGUCGUCAAUUUUGAUUACUUCGAGGUUAAUCUUGGCUACACAAUACAUCAUAGUGUUGUGGAACGCUUCCAACCAGGAGAUCAGUAGGCUUCCCUUGAUAUACUCAAUUGGGAGCAUGAUGGUCUCUGCAAUGGCAUUCCUGUUGAUUUUCUGGGGUCUGGGGGAGAACUCGGGAUGCUAUUUGGCCUGGUACGGCGUAUGUGUGGCAGAAGCAACUUCGAUAAUAGGCAUCUUUACAAAGUGGAGGAUGACCAGCGCCAACACAGCACAUCUCGUUGAGAGACUGGGCUUAUUGACUGUCGUCAUCAUGGCAAAGGGAGUUCUCAGUCUAUCGCGAACGACAUACAAAUUGUUCGACACCGUCAAGUGGCCGCUUGCUGAUAAUCUUGGAGAGCUUGUCUGCUCAAUGCUCUUGAUGUAUUUUAUAUUCAUGCUGUACUUCAACCACGCCGAAAACGACAGAUUCGCAUGGACCAGCCAACGAAUCUGGACAAUUCUGCACUAUCCACUCCACGUUGCCAUCCUCGUGAUGAUGGAAGAUUGCAGCUUUUUGAUAUUGUCGAGAGUCAUCAACCAGAUCUCUGGGGCAUGGCAGGCACUACAUCCUCUACAUGACUUUUCUGACUUGAGGACCUUUUUUGAAGGCUACAUUUCCUCACGUGAAGUUGCCUCCGACCUUUUAGACGACAUAGACUCUUUGUUCAACAUAGCAUUCAGAAAUCGGACUCGCUUACUCAACUUGUACAAUUAUACGGAGCAGAUCGAAGAAAUCAAGCACAUUGCUCAACCCUUCAACUCAUUUCAAUGGCAACUCGAGGCUGGUACAAGAAUCGACCGACUGUGGAAUGAAGCAGAGAAUGCGAUAGCCUCUGUCUUCGGCGUGAAUGGGCUCCAGCCACUAGAUCAUAGAUCAUCAGCGGCAUACCAACGACCAGCCACGGACGAGUUGUGUUCGUACUUCUAUCUUAGUGCCGGAUCCCUACUGCUUAUUCUUGCUCUCAUGUCCCUAGUUUCCAAGAAGGACCAUGAGCAAAGUCGGUGGUUGUCCAUAUGGGCGAAUAUCGUCAUUGGACUUGCGUUCCUCCUUCCUGUCAGCUCCAUCUGGGUCAAUAGUGGGACCGUCGAAGCUUUCUACUCCACUCGUUGGACAGUGGUACUAGUCGUGUUUGGGUACUUCACUGUCGCUCUAUCCCACGAUUUGGCACGUCGGACACAAGACCGCCAAAACUGCCAGGGGCAGUCUGAGCGGGAGGAUACCGUGACACAGCUGUUGGAAAAAGGAGUCCAUUGCGGGGGGUCUUAUGCUUGA
Molecule: messenger RNA, 1779 nt
Organism: Exophiala aquamarina CBS 119918
Lineage: Eukaryota; Fungi; Ascomycota; Eurotiomycetes; Chaetothyriales; Herpotrichiellaceae
Exons: 5
Coding region: 1-1779 (592 amino acids)
Source: RefSeq, a predicted model, not a curated record